UGAGUGUGAAGCUUAAAAUAAACAUCGGAUGUUUAGUGGUCAACCGUUAAAUAGUCCCUGUUACUUGCUACGCUUACAAUUCGUAAUGAGUUGUCAGGCUUAACUGUACAACGUGAUAUAUCGGAACAAAAUGGGUCCGUCAAUAAAACUUUUUCUACUGCUCAUGAUAGCAAAUAGUCACUUGGGUUUCGGAGAUAAGGCGUACAAAGUAAUAAACUUCAAAGUACCUCUAUCUGUUUGGAGACAAGCGUUACAACCGACUCCAGUUUUAAAAUCGCCUAUAACCAUUACGGUACCCAUUAACGUUCAGGGCGGGGAUUAUGAUAACGAGAUUGAAGACGAAGAAGAAAAUGAAGAAAUAGAACAAAUCGCAGAAGAAGCGGUUGAGACUGCCACUGAGCCUGCUGCCUUACAAGAACCAGUACCAGUAGUAGCAAGUACUCCGGCUCCAGUCAUAACUCAGAGUCCAUUGCUACAGGAUGAAGUGGCAAGUCAGGCUCCAGAACCAACCGUGCCUGGUCAAGUCAUAAGGUUCCCUUGCGCGUGCCGUAAUGGACAAUGUGGAUGCUGCACAGGCGCUUUAAUGGACCGAUUCCGUAUGAAAACGUGCGGUAACAUCACCUUUGUCCCUGAAGACUUCGUAUUCGAUGUAAGGAUGACCAUCAAUAAUAACACCGUCGUUCGACGACGUGUUUCUGCUAGCGAUCCGCCGCCGAUUUGUUUCAAUCCAAGAAGAGUUCCAUUCGUGCGCGUUUGUGCCGAAAUAUCGAACAUACGGAUAAGAAACAGAAAUGCGCACGCCUGUUUGGAUAUCAGCGCCGAUAUUGGAGGAUUUCCUGUCUACUCAGCAUCCUUCAGAUGUUUCAGUUUGGGAACGAAAGGACUUCAGACAGGAUUAAAGCCAAAGCCGGUUUCUUCAGGGCCUGCACCUGUCAAUCUAUUUGGUAAUACGAACCGUGAUGACGAUGACGAUGGCGGCGGUGGCUUCUUGGCAAACGCAGCCGGCUCCGUUUUCGAUGGUGAUGGCUUAUUCGGAGGCGGGGGUUCAGACGACGACGGAGGCCCAUUAGACGCAAUCGGUGACGCGUUCGGUGACUUUUUAGCAUCAAUAGAAGAUAAAUUGAACACAACAGAAUUAGACGUCACCAAUGGAUCAGAAUUAUUCGAAGUGCCUGAUGACUUCUUGCUAGCCCUACACCAAUUACAAAGCAAUGCAACGCUAGUGAGGUCUUUACUGUCAAGACAGAAUCAGGAAAGUGGAAAUGGGACCCAGGAAACUUCGACAAGCAAUAGACGCUGUGUUUGUGAUAAGGGUGUCUGUAAAUGUUGUACGGGGGCCGUUUUGGAUUUGUUCAACCAGAAGGCUUGCAUGCGAGUGACGUAUCGCCCGGGAGACUUCGCUUUUGAUGUUGCUAUGUCUCUUAAUAAUAGGAUUCUUUAUGAGAACUCAAUGUCAGUUCCAGGCAAAAACCCUAAACCGAUAUGCAUAAGUCCACCAAGAAUCAACAAUUUGAAAGUAUGCGCGAAGUUUUACAACGUAUUCUUCCCAGGGCGGAACUUUCACUUUUGUUUAGCAAUGACAGGACACUGGCGGUCGUUCGAGCUCUUCAAUUUUGCCUUUGACUGUCUCCGGAUGGGAGCCAACGGCUUGGUUAUGGUGAAGCCAGAUGAAGGUGGUGGACUUCCUAUACCGAACCCUCAAGGAGGAGUAGACGCUGUCAUCGAUGCUGGAGAGGAUGACAUCGAAGAUUACGAUGAAAAUGUUGUCCGAUCUGUAUUCGGCGAUCUGUUUGAACGAUAAGGCUAACUGAGAAACAGAGAAUAAAAGCAUGCCAACAAAUUAUAUUUUUUUAAGAGUGAGCAUAGAUCGAAUCACGCAAAUGUAUGGAUAUUGACAUUCCUUUUUGACAAGUUGCGUGACUUUAACUUGUCAUUUCAUUCUAUCAAUUUGAGUUAUUAGAUCAGCGUUAGUACACGUAUAGAUAUGUACGGGCUAUGUCGUACCGGUGACUUAAGGCUAAAGCUUAUAUUUCAUUGUCAUUAAGUUAUUUAAUAAAUUAUUAUAGAUUUA
Molecule: messenger RNA, 2071 nt
Organism: Trichoplusia ni (cabbage looper)
Lineage: Eukaryota; Metazoa; Arthropoda; Insecta; Lepidoptera; Noctuidae
Exons: 7
Coding region: 131-1801 (556 amino acids)
Source: RefSeq, a predicted model, not a curated record